UGCUGCUGUCUCAGCUCUGUUUGAGCAGAGAAAUCCAGUGGGGAAGCUGCUUUGGGCUCAAGCAGGACUGUUCUCUCAAAAAUUUGCUUUUACCUCCUAAAAGCAGAAAGCUGGAGGUACAGGGGCAGGACAAUGUGUCUCUUUGUGGUGUGUCUGCUCAGUGUCUUGGGGCUGACUGCUCCUGAGCACUACACCGUGGAAGACAUCUGCACUGCAAAGCCACGUGACAUCCCAGUGAACCCUAUCUGCAUCUAUCGCAACCCUGAAAAGAACCCUCAGGAGAGUGAGGGGCAAGAGCCAGCAAAGGACAAGCUCCCAGAGUCCACCAACCCCCGGGUCUGGGAGCUAUCAAAAGCCAACUCUCGGUUUGCUGUCAUCUUCUACAAGUACCUGGCUGACUCCAAGGACAAUGGGGAAAACAUCUUCAUGUCACCCCUCAGCAUUUCCACAGCUUUUGCCAUGACCAAGCUUGGAGCCUGUGGUAACACCCUCCAGCAGCUCAUGGAGGUCUUUCAAUUUGACACCAUUUCAGAGAAAACAUCAGAUCAGAUCCAUUUCUUCUUUGCCAAGCUGAACUGCCGCCUUUACAAGAAAGCAAACAAAUCCUCAGAUUUGGUAUCAGCCAAUCGUCUCUUCGGGGAGAAAUCUUUAAGCUUUAAUGAGACUUACCAGAACAUCAGUGAAAUCGUUUAUGGAGCAAAACUCUGGCCCUUGAACUUCAAAGAGAAGCCAGAACUUUCCAGGCAAAUCAUUAAUGAGUGGGUGGCUAAUAAGACAGAGAAGCGCAUUACAGAAGUGAUCCCAGAAAAUGGUAUUGAUGAUCUCACUGUCUUGGUCCUGGUCAACACCAUUUAUUUUAAGGGGCACUGGAAAUCACAGUUCCCAGCUCCAAAUACAAAACUGGAUAUAUUUCAUAAAGCCAGUGGUGAGACCUGCCAAGUCCCAACUAUGUACCAGGAGUCCAAAUUCCACUACACAUUCAUCGCCCAGGACAAAGUCCAGGUGCUGGAGCUGCCUUACAAAGGGGACGAUAUCACAAUGGUGCUGGUCCUGCCCAGUGCCGGGACACUGUUGGAGAAAGUGGAGCGAGACUUGACAUCAGAGAAGCUGCAGGACUGGAUAGAUUCCAUGAAGGAGAUGUCUCUCUUUGUCUACCUCCCUCGCUUCCGUGUUGAGGACAGCUUCAGUGUCAAGGAAAAGCUGAGGAAAAUGGGGCUGGAAGAUCUCUUCAGUCCAGAAAAUGCUAGACUCCCAGGUAUCAUUGCAGAGGGCCGCACAGACUUGUAUGUGUCUGAGGCUUUCCACAAAGCCUUCCUUGAGGUGAAUGAAGAAGGCAGUGAGGCCUCAGCUGCUACAGCUGUCACCAUCUCUGGCCGUUCUUUCCCUAUGAACAGAAAAAUCUUCAAUGCCAACAGGCCCUUCCUGCUUUUCAUCCGGGAAGCUACCCUCAACACCAUCAUCUUCAUGGGCAGGAUAGCUGAUCCUUGCUCCUAAAGGAGCUGGUAGGGCCUCACUUCUCCCUCCUCUGCCUUGGGAAAAGGGGAGGUGGGUUAUUGUCACAAGGCAUGGGCUGCUCCUGGGGUGGUUGGUCUUGCUGUUUGGUGCCAGCUGCAGGGAGGGACUGCAUCCAACUAGGCUGUCCCUGCUCUUCCCUGCCAUGUCACGUGAGGGGGCUCAUAGGUCACCUCACCUGUCCUGUCCUCCAUGGCAAGGAAAACUGAAUUUCAUCUGGCACCAGUAUUUUUGUGGCACCCAAGCCCAGCAUUGCUGUCCUUCCUGUGCCCAACCCUCUGUAACUCUGAUUAUUUGGUUCAUUAAAACCUAUAGAUCUGUAUGUAACAAACUGCUCUCUGAAUGCACAAUUUACAUUAGCCACUUCCUAGAUUUAAAUUCGUCUUUUCCAGUAAAUGGGGCCCCACACCAGAAAGGUGAGUGGAACAGCAGCAGCCAUAAGGCAUGCGCUGGCUGGGCUAGGAACACCUUCCUGCAGCUCUGUGUGGGUGGAAGAGCUGCCAAACAGCUGUGCCCUGCUUGCCAGCUGCUCUGGUAUGUCCUGUGUGCCCAAGUGCUAAGAGUCACUAGUGACAGUCUUGCAUAGCCAAGGCUUUGAAACUCUUUUUUAAUAUUAAGAUUUCAUCUAAUAGUUACUAUAGCAGCAGUGCCCAUGAACCAUGACAGUGCCCAGGUAAUGUAACCAGUAGCUGUAGCUUUGAUUAAAAUUUAUUAUUUUACCUGCAAUUUUACUCCAGGAGCUGAGGUGUCCUGGCCUGCUGUGAGGCUGCAUGUGAUCAGACCUCUUGUUUUCUCAGGCUGUACUGCUGUAGCACCUAGGGCAGGGUUGUCCUAAAGACGCAGAAGAUUUCUCCAUUUCAGGCAGUUGUUUGAAACCAGACAGUGAAAGCAGUUCCUGUCCUCAGGAGCUGAUGGAAGUGGUGUGUGCAGACAGAGGGUUGCACUCCCCAGUGGCCCAUUUACUCUGGAUUGUGUAGGACCAGCAAAAUAUCCACCUUUGUAAAGGCUUCUCUUGGCAGGAAUUACCAGAGUAGCCAAGUAGUAAAGGAGUUAACUUGAACAGAGCUGGUUUGUCAGAUCUUUGGUCACUGGGUCUCUAGUUUUGGAAGCUAUCAGUGGUUUGACUCUUUCCUGUUCCUAGCAGGACUGCUUGAGCAUCUGUGCAAGUAGUGUGUGAUUAGGACAUGGAGGGCCACCUCCUCCACUGUCCCACAAGCAAACUGUACACAUCUGAGAGGUGUCCUUAAGAGGCUGACAUGCUCCCCUGGAGCAGUACCUUGGAAAGAAGCUGUGAAGGACUGGGAACCUGGGAGGAAAAGGGGAAGCAUUUUGAAAAUAGAGUUCAGAAAGCAGCUCUUCCUCUUCCUCUCCCUCUCCCUGCCCUCCUCUGGCAGUUACCACUGUGGCAUUUCUUGAUGAAUCCCAUCUUCUGCCUGUGAACAUCACUGAGAGACACACACAACCUCCUGUAAUCUCUGCCUUUUUCAGUUGUGCUCCAAGCUGUGGAGAUGGACACUGGUGAAAGAGGAGGGCUGAGGAAAUGCCUGGGUCUCCCUAGCAUGGCACUGAACCAAAAUGCUUCCCCUGCCAUAGGCAGCUGGGAAAACAUCCAAAACUUGACCUGCAGCAAGAGCACAGGGCUUGUUCUCCUGGGGAAACUGAAAAUGGCUGAGCCUGCUGAAGAGGUGAGACAAAACUCAUGCAAUAGGGACAGAAGCCAUUUGAGUUGCCAGGAACAACAGCCUGGCACUGUGCAGCCUCUAUUAAGCUGUGCAGCUUAAGACAGUGGGGAGCUGCCCACAACUGAGAUCAGGUGGAAAAUCCACAUUGGGUCAGUACCAGUCAGCCAUAAGACACAGACAAGGACCUGAGUAUUAAACCAUUUAAUUCUCAAACCACUCA
This is a messenger RNA of Parus major (Great Tit), 3414 nucleotides long. RefSeq names its product serpin family C member 1 (gene SERPINC1). Lineage: Eukaryota; Metazoa; Chordata; Aves; Passeriformes; Paridae. The record is from RefSeq and is a predicted model, not a curated record. The transcript is spliced from 7 exons. Gene Ontology annotation, biological process: regulation of blood coagulation. Gene Ontology annotation, molecular function: serine-type endopeptidase inhibitor activity. The coding region runs from base 133 to 1494 and encodes 453 amino acids.